This is a messenger RNA of Python bivittatus (Burmese python), 2279 nucleotides long. RefSeq names its product solute carrier family 35 member D2 (gene SLC35D2). Lineage: Eukaryota; Metazoa; Chordata; Lepidosauria; Squamata; Pythonidae. The record is from RefSeq and is a predicted model, not a curated record.
ACCUCGCCCUUGGCCGCCCAGCUUCCGAGGCAUUUCAACUGGAGAAAGAGGGGGCGUUGCAACCGAGUGGGUGGGGACAGGCAAGGCGGGUGCAAGCUUCUUCCUGUUUGGCCUUGUUUCCUUUAGCGAGGAAGGGCUGAAAUUGCCCUUUGCCUGGCCGGCAGGGAUGUCAUUUCGUGGAACCGGCAGUUGGGGACCUAAUGCACCGGUGCGAAACGAUGAAAGCCAAGCAGCCGGAUCAGGAGUUGCUUGCCCCUGCCCAGUCCCCGCUGCCCAAGCUGCUCUCCGCCCUUUUCUACGGGACCUGCUCUUUCUUAAUCGUUUUGGUAAACAAGACAGUGCUGACAGUUUACAGAUUCCCGUCUCCAGUGUUUCUUGGAGUAGGACAGAUGGUAACCACUAUUCUCGUCUUAUAUGUGUCAAAAUUAAAUAAAAUCAUUCAUUUCCCUGAUCUUGACAAAAGCAUCCCUAAAAAGCUGUUUCCACUUCCUCUGAUUUAUGUUGGAAAUCAUAUAAGUGGAUUAUCAAGCAUAGGCAAGCUAAGUUUGCCAAUGUUUACAGUCCUGAGGAAGUUUACCAUUCCUCUUACAUUACUGCUGGAAGUUAUUAUUCUUGGGAAACGCUUUUCUUUGAGCAUUAUAAUCAGCGUGUUUGCAGUCAUUUUGGGGGCCUUCAUAGCAGCAGGAUCAGAUUUAGCUUUCAGCUUGGAAGGCUAUGCUUCUGUUUUGCUGAAUGAUGUCUUCACAGCAGCAAAUGGUGUUUAUACCAAACAAAAAAUUGACCCUAAGGAGCUGGGAAGAUAUGGAGUAAUUUUUUAUAAUGCCUGCUUUAUGGUAAUUCCUACAGUUCUCAUCAGUUUCUUCACUGGAGAUUUCCAGCAGGCCACCAAUUUCAAGCAGUGGACAAAUGUUUUUUUUAUCUUUCAGUUUCUUCUUUCUUGUGUGCUGGGGUUUCUUCUGAUGUAUUCUACAGUUCUCUGCAGCCAUUAUAAUUCUGCUCUAACAACUGCAGUGGUUGGUGCUAUAAAAAAUGUGUCCAUUGCUUAUAUUGGCAUGCUGUUUGGUGGAGAUUACAUGUUUAAUAUGUUGAACUUCAUUGGACUCAAUAUCAGCAUGGCAGGAGGGCUGAGAUAUUCAUUCCUGGCAAUACGCGGACAGGACAAUCCUGAUUGUCCCAUAGAUGAAGAAAAAGCAAAUCCAGGUUCCAAGAGCUAACUGAAGCAAACAACAUGAAAAGAUCUGAAGAUGUCAACUUAGGCAAACUUAGGCUAAGACAUGUCCUUGGACAGAAGAUGAUAAUUGGAACACAUCAAAAAUGCAUCUGAAAAUAAACUUGUCAUAUUAAAGCAGUCCUCAAGGUACACAAAAUAGUUUGCCAGCUUUUGAGUUUCCAAGAAUUGCUCAUGAGAUAUAAUGGUUAAAAAUCCAAGGAAAAAAAACCAGGGUAAAUAAAAUAUGGACUGUGUUUAGAUUGUGUCUGCACCAGGCUUCAGAUGGUGUGUGAAAAUAAAUUGCAGACAUUCAAAGGCAUCCUAUCAGGUACAAAAGUAGCAUUAACCUGCACCAAAAUUUGCUAGGAAGUAGAAAAAGGCCAAUAUUUGUUGGCCUCCCCUUUUUUGGAAAUAGAAAAUCCAGCAGUUAAAGUAAAAAAUAGAAAGCAGUAGAUUGCAGAUGUAUUUGGUAAUUUAUGGACCAAAACUAACUGUAAGUAAUAUUGCAAUGAAUGGCAGGGGUCAGUGAAUCUCCACUGAGAAUCUGUGGGAUUGGCCAAAUUAAAUGAGCCUUGAGUAAUCCAGGCCUCCUGUCGGUACUGUACAUGUUGAUAUAGCACUGCUUGCCUUGCCUGUGUUUAUGGAUCCCUGGCAUUCUUUUUAUUUUGACUAGCUCUGGAUUGUAGUCUGCAAAAUAUUGGUGACUCAUUCGUCUUUUGAAUAUGCCCCUGAUUCUUAAAAAGAGCUGUAUUCUUCAUGGCCAACCUGAAUUGUGAGGAUUAUCCACCUAUCAAAACAGGAGAUUGUAUUAGAUGCCCUUCUAGUUCCACGAAGCUUGAUAAUGUUACAGAAAAUAGAGCAUUUGUCCUUUGGAGGGGCAGGGAUAGUCUUCCUGAGGCAAGCUAAAACUGCCAGAAAAACCAGCCAUUCGAUUGAAAAGCCAAUUAUGACCUCAUAAACAUUCACACCAGUUUGUGAGUGUCUAGGUGGCAGAGCGGCUUAAUGACGCUCAAAGUUGCCGGCCAGAAAUGGUCGAUGCUUCAGCGGUUCGAGUCCAGCCUUCGUGCUA